AUGAAUUGCUCCACAUUGCUAUCUCUCGUGUUGAUGCUGGUUCAACUUUGGCCUUGCUCUCUAGGCACACAGAACUGCAGCACUCAAAAUGCAGAACAGUCUUUCACAGCAGUUCGAAGAGUGAAACGUGGCUGGGUAUGGGAGCCACUUUUUGCAACUGAGGAACAGACUUCAAAGGUGCCUGUGUAUGUCGGACAGCUGAAAUCAGAUUUAGACAAGCAGGAUGAGAACCUAAAAUACAUUUUGAUUGGGGAGGGAGCUGGAAGCAUUUUUAUCAUUGAUGAAAAUAAUGGCAAAAUUUACGUGACACAAAAGCUGGAUCGAGAAAAGAAACCUUUCUACACUCUAAGAGCACAAGUGGUUAACAGGAGCACUCAACUUCCUGUUGAACCUGAAUCAGAAUUUAUUAUCAAGGUUCGAGAUGUCAAUGAUCAUGAACCACAGUUCUUGGAUGAACCUUAUGUGGCCACUGUUCCAGAGAUGUCUCCUGAAGGUACUUCGGUUACACAGGUAACAGCUACAGAUGGUGAUGAUCCUUCUUACGGGAACAGUGCCCGUCUGCUUUACAGUCUUAUUCAGGGACAGCCUUAUUUCUCUGUGGAGCCAAAGACAGGGGUCAUCAGAAUGGCUUCCCAAAUGGAUAGAGAAACAAAAGAUCAGUAUUUGGUCAUCAUCCAAGCCAAAGAUAUGGUUGGGGAAAGGGUGGGGAAAGGGGGGGCGUUUUCAGCACCAGCCACUGUUACCAUCAACCUCUCCGACAUCAAUGACAAUCCACCUAAAUUUCAACAGCGACUCUACUACAUGAGCGUCUCUGAAGAGGCUCCUGUGGGCACUACUGUAGGCAAAGUCUUUGCAGAAGACAGCGACAUAGGGGAAAAUGCAGCCAUGAAUUAUUUCAUUGAAGGAGAUAGCUCAGAUGUUUUUGACAUCAUUACUAACAAUGAGACUCAAGAAGGAAUUGUCUUAUUAAAAAAGAGAGUGGAUUAUGAGAGCAGGAGGAGAUACAGUAUUCAAGCAAAAGUUGAAAACAGGUACAUUGAUGACCGUUUUCUGAAAGAAGGACCAUUUGAAGACAAAACCAUUGUCAAAAUCAAUGUGGAAGAUGCUGAUGAGCCUCCAGUUUUCACCUUGGAGAAUUACAUCAUGGAGAUUUCUGAAGCAGCUGUGACUGGCUCGUUGGUGGGCGCUGUAACUGCCAGAGACCCAGACGAUGAUGACUGUCCAGUCAGGUAUUCUAUUGUCCAUGGCAUGCAUUUAAAGAGAUUGUUCAGCAUCAAUGAGUACAAUGGAACAAUCAUUACAACUAAACCUCUGGACCGAGAGAUAGCUUCUUGGCACAACAUAACUGUUACAGCCACAGAAACAAGAAAUCCUGAAAAAAUUUCAGAAGCAAAUGUGUAUAUUCAAGUUCUUGAUGUUAAUGAUCAUGCACCAGAGUUCCCUAAAUAUUAUGAAACAUUUGUUUGUGAAAAUGCAGUUUCUGGCCAGCUAAUUCAAAGCAUCAGUGCAGUGGAUCAAGACGACUCAGCAGAAGGUCACCAUUUUUACUUCUCAUUGGCUCAGGAGGCCAAAAACAACUCACAUUUUACUGUCAAAGAUAAUCAAGAUAACACAGCUGGAAUUUUCACAGCAAAAAGUGGCUUCAGGAGGCAAGAGCAGUUUUAUUUUUACUUGCCAAUCUUAAUUCUGGACAAUGGAACCCCACCACUGACAAGCACAAAUACUCUCACUAUCACUGUCUGUGACUGUGACACUGAAGUUAACACCUUCUACUGUCGAUAUGGAGCUUUCAUGUAUGCCAUGGGUCUCAGCACAGAAGCUUUAGUUGCUGUUUUGGCUUGCAUACUAAUACUCCUAGUGUUCUUUUUGGCAAUUUUAGCCAUAAGGCAGCAGAGGAAGAAGUCUCCCUUUUCAGAAAAAAUGGAAGAAUUCCGAGAGAACAUUGUCAGGUAUGAUGAUGAAGGAGGUGGUGAGGAGGACACAGAAGCCUUUGAUAUUUCAGCACUGAGGACCCGCACCAUCAUGCGAACACACAAACCUCGGAAGACAGUCACCACAGAAAUCCACAGCCUCUACAGACAGUCUCUGCAGGUUGGCCCUGACAACGAAAUCUUCAGGCAAUUCAUUUCAGAAAAGCUUGAAGAAGCCAAUACAGAUCCUAGUGCUCCUCCAUAUGACUCACUUCAGACCUAUAUAUUUGAGGGGACUGGCUCUUUGGCAGGAUCCCUCAGCUCUUUGGGUUCAAACAUGUCAGAUGUGGAUCAGUGCUAUGAUUACCUUACAGACUGGGGACCUCACUUUGAACAGCUUGCAGGCAUGUACACUUCCCCGAGAAGUGUGGAGGAUUAGCCGUUCUUUGGUUUGUUGUUUUAUUUUCCUAAAUCUCAGCAACGAAAAAU
Messenger RNA from Antrostomus carolinensis (chuck-will's-widow), 2399 nucleotides. RefSeq names its product cadherin 19 (gene CDH19). Bases 1 to 2349 code for a protein of 782 amino acids. Gene Ontology annotation, molecular function: beta-catenin binding; cadherin binding; calcium ion binding. The transcript is spliced from 11 exons. NCBI's taxonomy places the organism in Eukaryota, Metazoa, Chordata, Aves, Caprimulgiformes, Caprimulgidae. Gene Ontology annotation, cellular component: catenin complex; plasma membrane; adherens junction. The record is from RefSeq and is a predicted model, not a curated record. Gene Ontology annotation, biological process: multicellular organism development; cell-cell adhesion mediated by cadherin; adherens junction organization.